This is a messenger RNA of Cynoglossus semilaevis (tongue sole), 4621 nucleotides long. RefSeq names its product apical junction component 1 homolog (gene ajm1). The record is from RefSeq and is a predicted model, not a curated record. Lineage: Eukaryota; Metazoa; Chordata; Actinopteri; Pleuronectiformes; Cynoglossidae. Gene Ontology annotation, cellular component: plasma membrane; apical junction complex. Bases 573 to 3845 code for a protein of 1090 amino acids. Gene Ontology annotation, biological process: cell-cell junction organization. The transcript has 2 exons.
GGGAGCUGGAGUCAUCCCAGCAGUCAGUAGACAAGGUCAGGGUCGAACCCUAAAGGUCAAGUGUGGUAACCACAUCUUCCAGAGUGUGAACUAUUGGUGAUUUGUAGCUUUUAAUUUACAACUGGGUGGGCCCACUUGGCCCGGGGCGGCAAACACGCCAGGACCGCCACUGCUGGAGCAAGGCGUGAUAGAAAGUCACUACUGAUUCUGAAAAAACAGACAAAUGAAUAAAAAGGAAAACGCUUUAAAGCAUGAGAGAAAGAGGGAGAGGCGGUUGCAGCCUCAGCCUCAGCAGCAUCAGCAGCAUCAGCAGCAUGGUUUGCGCCAUCGCAGGAGCAACGUUAGGAGGGAGGAGGAGAAGAGAGGAGAAGGCGGCUGUGUGACCAAUAAGACGGAUAUUCCAGUUGUAGCUUGUGCACAUGCCCGAUGUCGUCAUAGGGGAAACCACUGCCGUGCUGCCUCACAGCGCAGCCUUCACUAAAAUGGAUGAGCGCAGGUUGGAGGUCCGGACCGAUGCGGAAACAUCAACAUUCAAGCAACUUGAUGGCGAAAACUAGAGGAUCCCUUUUAAGAUGACACGCACAGACCCACCUAACAUACUAGCUUCAACUGUGCAUCGAGACAUAAAAGUGAUUCCCAUUUGUACACACUACAAGUUCCUGCAACCCUCCGAACAAUGUGAUUUUAUAAAUUCCAACACACUGGAGGACAGUAAGAGCAAAGUCAAUAAGAGGCACUGCCAUACCUUUGACUAUAGGUCACUGGAAUAUCCAAGAUCACACCAAUACACAAUGGAGUCCCCAUACAGAAAGGCAGAAAGGCAUGCAGCCAACCCAGAUGUAGCCUGGAAUGCCCUGGGCCGCCAACAGAAAUAUCGCUUUUCUGCUCCAGACAUUUUUAGUCAUAGGUUAGCUUCUCAAACAAUGGCUGCUGACAUGGCCAGUGAGGUAGUUGUCCAUGAACACAAAAGAAGGACACGGUCCAAAAGUGCUACUCGGGCCCAAGCCAGUCUCACCCCUGUGUCUUUCGAAGGAUACACGGCCUCGGAGAGGAAGGGAAGGGAGUUCCACAGGGCUACAAGAGACAGCCACGGAAGGCCAGAGGUAUCGCCACGCAGGGAACCGACAUAUGCAGCUCGGGCUCAUAUGCAUGAAGUGCAUCCUAUCAAGUUGCAGCCUCAGAUGGGGGAAAGCAGUAGAUAUUCGACUCACUAUGCUGCUGAUAGUGCCGAGGAUGGAGGGAUCGAUAAACCAGCAACUUCUCCUCAUGUCAGAUGUCGGGUGGAUAUCAAACCAGAUGAUGCAGCAAUACAUCAUUCAGGAAAAAAACAGUCUACGCCACAGGUGGACAUACCGUGGCAGAGGCACCACAGUGGAGGCAGUAGGAGUCUAACUGUACCACGUCAUUUCUCCUACUCAAGAACACCAACACCCACUGACUCAUUAGGUACCGAGAGUAGACAAGCAUAUCAAUAUUCCCGUAGCAUGCCAAAUAGUUACUUACAACCUGUUGACCUUUCCACCUCACAAAGAAUGCCUCCGUCAGGUGAUUACUAUGGAAGAGAGAGAAGAGCUCACUCCAGUCCUAAUGUGCCAACAAAGUUCUUUUAUGCCGACACCCCAGCUAGAUAUGUUACCACUGUUCCUCCUCAACCAAGCUCUUACUACCACGAUGAACGUUACACGCCAGGACAAGCGUACUCUCCGAAAGUGCAGUAUGUGCAAGAUCCCAGGAUUCGAAUGGUGCAUGCGGUGGCUUCACGACCCUACUACCCUGAGAUGGAGUCCUAUUCCUACUCAAUGCAAGCCGGAUAUCCCAAAUCCUAUACAGCUAAUGAGCCGGGGCCAUACAUUAUACAGACCCCUCCUUCUAGAACGUUUUAUGGCGAGGAUCCAAGGUCUUAUCAAAUCCAGACUGCUCCACCAAGGUUUUAUUAUCCUAGUGACAUGUACGCAAUGCCACCUGAGCACCACGUUCCAUCUAGGGCAUACUACACAGAGGGUCGGAGACAUGCCAGAGUUGUUCAAGCGCCGACAGAUGAUUGGUAUGGCUCGGAUGCGUCUGGUUACUCCACUAAUCCUGCCUCCUACGUGUCACAAGUCACUCCAACCAGAGUCCGACAAGAGCCCGUGUUGACAUCUUGGUAUGCUAACCCUUGUGUAGAACCUCAGAAAAUUGGCAAUGAUUCAAAAUCACAUUCUAGAUCAUGGGACAACAUUCUUAACUAUCAUGUAGAGAAGGAACAACCUCUUCCUGUGCAACGACGACAAAGCUAUGAUGAUAUUCUUGACUCCAGGAAGCCUUCCGCAGCUCUGGGUGACAAACCAGUGGUUGUCAACCUCUCCAGCUCACCUAGACGCUAUGCGGCCUUGUCAAUGUCAAGUAACUCACUAAUUGACAAAAGCCCUACAGAAGUGUCGAAGGGCAGUACCAGUAAGCUCUGGUUCGUCACACCUGAAAUAACAAUCACUGAUAACGACAUUCAGUCGGGAAACCUCAAGAUGGCUGAAGGCCGGUCCGCCAGUUGGGACGUUCUUGACUCAAGGAGUGCUAAAGUUCCAGACCUAUCUCAGUGUGACAUUGAAAGCUCAACCAAAGAGAAGACACAUGACAAUGCCUCAUUGCAGCAAAGCCUAGAACAACUUGAUGAGCUUCUGGCAGACCUUGUCACAGACUACAAGCCGCCUAGCAGAAGGGCCAGUGAAGACAUUUUGGAUCAGUUGAAAAAGUUAAUUGACGAGGAAGAAGCAGUAUCCUUGGCCAGAAAAAGCUCAAAGGUCGGGGCAGAGGAACAACUACCUCUAGACAAGCAGCCAACCUCCAUUAGAAUGAAUCCUGAUGCUUUUCGAGAUAUGGACGGGGCGAGUGACGCAAUGAAGAGCGCUGAUGAAUGCUCCCCAGAUCAGAGCCCGGAUGAGGAUGACACGAUGAUGUGCUCCAACUACAAAUGUCAGAGAACAGAAACACUUUUCAAUGCGUGCUUAUAUUUUAAAUCCUGCCACAGCUGCUACACGUACUACUGUUCCCGUAACUGUCGUAGAGAGGACUGGGACAUCCAUAAGGAAAGCUGCUUGUAUGGCCGAAUUGGCAGUACAUGCCGUCACAUCAUCAAACAUUGUAGAGAGACAGUUGAAGUCCACAAAGCCUUCUCCCGCAUUGCCAAAGUUGGCUACCUUUCCCGUGGAAGAGGAGUUCUCUUCCUUGGUUUUCCAAAUCCUGCAGCGUCCAGUAAUUUCUUACAGUAUGGACUGGACAGUCUGCAAAUGUCUCCCACGUAUCUGUCCCUCCGGGAGCUCGAGUGCUUCAAAGACAACCUGGGAGAGUACUGCAAAGAGCUGCAGCAGGCUGGCAAAGAGUACGACCCCAAUGAAUGCUUCAUCUUGAAUGUAUCAAUUGCUGUUGGUGAGCAAUUACCUGAUGGGCCUUCACCGAGGAACCAAGCUCCUACUGUGAGAAAAUAUGCAAAGGUCGCCCUGGCCUCUUUUAGCCCAGAGCGCAAGGUUCACAAGAAAGAAAGUGACAUGGAAACCCUGAUCCUGACUCCACCACCUGGCACAGCUGAUAUUGAUAAAGAAGGAGAGGAAGGCAGAAAGGCCAGGGAAAUCUGUUUUAUAAAUAUACAGCGAGAGCUGCGAAUCCGAGGGAUUUACUUACGCCACGAAUACCCACAGGUAUACAAGCAGCUUUGUGAGUUUGUGGAGAGUAACAAAAGGUUCACACCCACAACUAUAUACCCCACUGAUAAAAGGACCGGUAAGCAGUUUAUGUGCAUGAUUAUGGCUGCCUCUGAGCCCAGGACAUUGGACUGGGUCGACACCCCGCAUCUUCUUGAUGACAUCAUUUAAGUGCGCCUUUUGUUGUAAAUAUAUAUAUGUAUAGAAAUACAUAUAUAUUGUUACACAUAUUUAUAUUUCAAUCCAAUCAGAAACACUUGUAGAUAAGUAUUUUGUUAUUAAAAUGAUAUAUAUUCAUGUCUGCUUGGUCAGUAUUAGUCUUUCAGAGAAUAAUACCUGUCAGUUGGAGAAUGAGUACAUCACAAUUCAGUUGUUUUUUUCCUUUAGGCCCAGGUUACACUUCUGUGAUCCUCAGUCUGUUGUGAGUGCUGAGACGUAUUUCCAUUCAUUAAAAUCAAGUUUUUAUUUAUUUCUAAAAAAACUUCAUGUGUGUCUGAUCGUGUCAAACACAUGAACUAGUACAGUUGGAAACUUCAACUUCAAAGUUCUUUAGUCACAAAAGCUAAAGGUCUACACAUAGGAUUUAUGUAGACUCAUUCAUGUGUGCAAUGGUGUUUUUGUGGUACACACAUACAGGAAAGUAUAACUUGGGCCUUGUCAGCGUCACUUCACCUCUCUGUCCUGAGGUCAUGUUCAGUUUUUUUUUCAACCCAUCUCUGCUGGUAGGAAGUACCUAAGAUGACAUCCUGAUGCUUGAGUUUUUAAAUUGUUACCAACAGUUGUAUGUCUUUCAUAACUUAGCCUUUCUAAAUGACAAAGGCGACCCCCGGAAAACUGAGUAUGAAUAUUUUUUCAUAUGCAGUACACCUGUCAUGGAUAUACUUUUCAGAAAAUGUGAUUACUGUUAUUUUCUUAGAUACGUACUUUCUAUGCAAAAUGUCAUGAUC